This is a messenger RNA of Cynoglossus semilaevis (tongue sole), 4579 nucleotides long. RefSeq names its product prospero homeobox 3 (gene prox3). The transcript has 7 exons. Gene Ontology annotation, cellular component: nucleus. The record is from RefSeq and is a predicted model, not a curated record. Lineage: Eukaryota; Metazoa; Chordata; Actinopteri; Pleuronectiformes; Cynoglossidae. Gene Ontology annotation, biological process: regulation of transcription by RNA polymerase II. The coding region runs from base 918 to 3239 and encodes 773 amino acids. Gene Ontology annotation, molecular function: RNA polymerase II cis-regulatory region sequence-specific DNA binding; DNA-binding transcription factor activity, RNA polymerase II-specific.
UUAUUUGGAGGUGUUUUAAGACUGUCUAAAGUCUACAAGUGUUCAGUCCCUUAAAUUCAGGAAGUUUUUGUAUCCCAUUCUAGGGAACACAUUUAAGAUGGUUUCACGUUAGCUUAAAGUUCAACAAUUUAAGGUUAAAUUUGUAAAAAUGUGUUGAUAGUGUUUGCAAAAACGGUGCAUGUUUUUCUUAUCCUGUGCUAAUGUCACAAAACACAGAUAAAACUAAAAUACGAUGUCUUUGGAACUGAAUAUAGUGAGUCUUCUUUUCUAAUAGAGGCGUUAUUCGACAUAGAACCCACAAGUUUAUAAACUUUAUGAGCACAUUUGUGCCUUUAAUUAUACUAAAUGAUACGUAUAUGCAUAGAAAGUGUGUGUGUACGUGUGUGUACGUGUGUGUACGUGUGUGUGUCAGUGGGGGUCAUGCCAACAUGGGAGGGACCGGACCAUCAAGUGGACAGCUCUCCACUUCUCCGCCCACCGGGCUGCGCUGCCUCCAAACCACAUAGGCAGUAGCUCGGCAUGUGGAUGAACAUGAGCAGGAACAGAAGAGUUAACCAGGGAUGAACGAACCCUGCGCUGCUUCAACACAACUACAGUGAGUAAAGGGAAGAGAAGAGACGGCUGAAGUUGGCAGGGACGACGACAACACACGACGGCUCGGUGGUACAACUCUGCCCACUCGGCUGUCACUGCCGGUAACUGCUGCGGACAGUCGACCGAGGCGGAGCGCACACGGACGGUUAGUGGAGAGGAGAAGGUGGGAGAGGGGAGCCGUGGAGGAGCGGGCACCGCAGGAGCAGCGCUCACACCUGUGACUCGAGAAUCUAUAUAAGGACAUCACGGUUCAAUUCCAUUACCUCUACAGUCGAAGUGACUGCAAACUCUGGUGAAACUGUGACCUGUUUUUCUGUGCAGUGAUGGAUUCACCUACAGAUCUUUUCAGUGACUCUGCUCUGCAUUCUCCUGCUUUUGCUCCCAGUUUGAGCUCCACUGAUCUGCCCGGGGUUCACCCUCAACCCAGUGCAGGCCGCCCUCCUCCAGCCUUUAGACCCCCAGGGUUUUCUCUCGUCCAUCACCUUCAUCAGCCAGGAGGAUCAAGCAAAAGGGGGUCAGGACAGCCCAACGUGACAAACAUGAGCUCACGCAUGCACCUGGACCCCAGAAAUCUGGAGGAAAAUGGUGUAAAAAGGGAUGAACAACUAGAGCAACCGAUUGCAGGAGGCGAGGAAGGAAUUCUAGAGGGAGAAGAGAGUUUGUCGGAGGGGAAGAAGAGGCACAGUGACAGUGCCCUCUCAGCAGAGUGGGGUCAGGAUGUGCUGAAAGUGAAGAGGAUGAAGACCGACAGACACAGAGAUGAGGAAGGAGGUAGGAGACGAGAGAGCGGGAAAGAUGUGAGGAGAAGAGAAAGGGAAGAGCUGAAAGAGCAGCUGGAGGAGGCCAGAGAGAGACUGCAGCUCCUGCAGGAGAAGGUUUGGAGGGCUUUUGGUGAGAAGCAUUUGGCAGACGAGGAGAAGAACAGGAGGAACAGGAGUGAAAAGAGAGGAACAACAGAGGAUGGACAUGUGGAUGCGGUGAUACUAGGAGAGGAGGACAUUCCUGAAGGGAUGUAUGAUGAGGAGGACAUGGAUGAUGGAGAGUUGGAAAAGGAAUCCUUCUCUCUUCUCUCUGUUUCUCCUUUCGAUCACUUCCACAAAGGGAGAGAAGAAAGACAGAAAGAGAGGGAGAAGAAGACGGAGAGAGACGGAGGACUGCAUCUGGAGAGCUUAAUGGAGGGAUCGGGCUUGUGGUUGGACUGUGGAGGACUGGUUAGAGGAGACUGGGAUGGAGAAAUAGAAGAGGAAGGGGAGGAGGGUGGACAGAAGUUUGCCCAGGCCCUGAAGCUGGAGCUGGGCAGUGCUGUGGCCCGAGUCAUCGACCGAGUUCUCCGCCUUUACACCGAAACUACAGAUCUCACUCCUUCCUCUCCUCCUCCUGCUAUUUCUUUUCUCCAAUCUAGUGGGGGAAACGAAGGGGGGAGGGGAAAGGAUAUGUGGAUGGGACUUUUAACAAGUGGACAAGGAGAGGAUAAGACAAAGGGUAAGGAGAAGGUCAGAGGGCAGGAUGGAGGGCUACAGCUCCAGAAGAAUGGCACUAAUGUGUCUGCAGGAGAAUCACAUCCUACUGAACCCUCAGACCUGUCCAUGCCAUUGGCUGUUCAAAGAUCACCUGACCUUCGGAAGUCUCACCCACUCCUUGGCCCACCCCCCCCAAACCUCUCCCUGCAUCACCCUUCUCUGCCUCAUCCUCCCCCUCUUUCUCACCCUCCCCUCUUACCUCCAACUUCGCAGCCCAAAGACACCUCUUCCUCUUCCUCCUCUUCCCAUCCUUCCUCAUCCUCCUCUUCUGCCUCAUCCUCCUUUCCUGCACCUCUUUCUCUGCAUCCCCCUCCCCCUCCUCCUCCACCCCCUCUGCCUCUGCCACUGCUGCACUACUCCAUGCAGCAACUCUUCUCCAGAGCGCUCCACCAUCCUCAGCUCCCCCACCUGCCUCCGCCGCGCAAGGACUACCUGAACCCAGACUCAUUCCUGGAUUUCUCACCUCACCCCACAUCUCACCCCUCCUUCCCUCCGCUGCCCCUGCUUGGCCACCUCGACCCCUCGCUCGCCCAUCAUGCACACAGGGCUCGGGAGACGGAACGAGGGGUGCGAGGAGGCGGAGGAGCUAUGGACGGGGGAGAUCUCUACCUUGCAGCUGGAGGGAGUCAGGAGGGUCUGUCCCCGUGUCACCUGAAGAAAGCAAAACUCAUGUUCUUCUACGCUCGAUAUCCCAGCUCCAACACCCUCAAGACCUACUUCCCUGACGUGAAGUUUAACCGCUGUGUGACCUCCCAAAUGAUUAAAUGGUUCAGUAACUUCAGAGAGUUCUUCUACAUCCAGAUGGAGCGAUUUGCUCGACAGGCUGUGCGCGAGGCUCUCACCCGCGAUGGUUCUUCCCGUCCAGGCAGAGAGAGUCAGCUGCGAGUGGGCCGUGACACUGAACUGUAUCGCAUAUUGAACAUGCACUACAACAAAAGCAACAUCUACCAGGUUCCUGAGAGAUUUAUAGAAGUGUCAGAAGUGGCUCUGAGGGAGUUUUACUCAGCCAUUUGGACCGGAAGAGACAGCGACCCCUGCUGGAAGAAAGGCAUCUAUAAAAUAAUUUGUAAACUGGACAGUCCAGUACCAGAUGCCUUCAGGCUGCCUGGGUGUCCUGUUGGUUAAUCUGUGAAAUUUCUCAUUGAAUGUACAGAUGGUGAAAUAUACACAAAAGAAAUUUAAAAAAAAAUUCUUCACAACAUCCUGGAUGUGUGAGAGAUAUCUACUGGUUGUCGUUUGUUGUUGUUUCUUUAUUGAUUAUUCAUUUAUGUUUAAAAGAAAACCUUUUUUGAAAGUUGCUAAAAUGUAAUAAAGGGGAAUUGUGCUGGGACACAUGCUGAUGUACUAUAGCAGAAUGACAAACUGAGGUCUGUGAAGAGGGUCUGGUGAAUUCACUUAGUGAAGAAUGUGAACAUACCACUGAGUUUGUUGUAAAAGAGAAGAGAAUUGUACUGCAAAUAUGAAGUCACAGUGAAAGUAACAACAGCGUAAGAUGGAGCUAAAAGUACUGUCAUUUAACCUCUUUCAUUUCCCAACAUCACUUUCAUCAAAAGGUCUUUGUGUGGUGUGAUUUGCUUUUAGAAAAUAUUCUGAUUUGCUUUCAGGUCAUUUUUGUUGAACACAUACUCAAAAAAAUAUAAAGAAUGUGCAUUUUAAAUAUAUAUCUCAUCUUUUUUGGUAAAACUAUGAGCACAGUGGCUUCUGUCAGUGGUUUUCUCUUGCCUGUGUAUCCGUCUCUGUUCUUAUGAUCUAAUUAUUAAGCUUUUGUUCAUGAAAACAAAAUAUAUUAUGAUCACAAUAACCCGUCAUUUGUGACUCUCGUAUAGAGGCAAUGACUUGAUUUUAAUGAUUUUUUUUCUUUUUGUUAAAAUGAGUUUUUAAAUGUGAUGCUUAACUCAACAGGCCACACACUCGUCUGUAUAUGCUGCUCUUUAAAACACUGUACAAACCGUUGUUUUUUAAUGCAUGUUUUCUGUACCUUGGAUUUGGAUUUGUAAUCAUGUUUAUGGAUCUCAUUUGUAUUGUUCAUGUCAUCCCCUGACCCUUCAAUGUAUAUCUGUGCCUCAUUUAAACUUUGGUGAAGUUUGGUGUUUGAAUUUUUAACAGUGGAUUAAAGUGAUACCAGGCUCAUGUUGUGAUGAGUGGACUUACACACACACACACUCACACACGGUCUCACUGGCGUUCAGUGCCUGAAGCAAACACUAGUGCCAUCGCGAGUUAAUCCUUUAAUCUAACAACAUGACUACACCAACACAAAGACAAAUGCACACAAUGUCUCACUGGUGUGUGUGCUGGCUUUGUAAGAGGCUCAGUAACGAACCAACUCUGACCACCUGAGACAACCUACACACACAAAAUUUACUGCAGGAAAAUAACUUUUGAUGAUUACCAAGAAACAACUGAUUCCAUAGAUGGAAAAAGUAUUCCGGCCAACCUGUAUAAUUCUGUACCAACAAACCAAG